GACAAACGUCAACGAUGCUGCAAUUGUUUAACGUGCCAGCUCCCACUUCUUCAGUCUUCUGUGGUUUUAUGUGUUUUGUACGAAAAUAUCAUAUAUCACACACCAAAAAAUAUCUCAAAAUCUCAACAUACACUUUGUCCACAGUAUGUUUUGUAACAGUAUGUCUUUGUAAGGCAUAGCAAACGUAACAAACUUUUAAUUAUGCUUUACAUCAUUCAUGGCUUAUAAGACCAUCUUUCUCGAAAAAAUUUUGCAAAACUUUUGUAACUAUCAUGUCCAAUAUUGAAAUCAAGCACUUGUUUAACUACAGCAGGUUUCCUGAUGGAGAUACAACAAGAAUUCUAUUUGUCUUGUACAUACCCUUAGGAGUAAUUAUACUAUUGUUGAGAAUCAUUGUACUUUUAUGUGCUAUGCUGCUGGGUUAUAUUUUACCAGAAACUGUUCCAUGCCGCAAAUUCAUCAACAAAAUUACAUGCAUGGCAUUAGGAAUAGCUGUUACUAUUGAAAACCCGAAGGCUAAAGAGAAUGUUGGAGUAUUUGUUAGCAACAAUCUCUCUGUCUUUGAUCAUGUGGCUGUGCAAAGUGUGACUGAUGCUGUUAUGCCAGUGAAAACAGCAUUAGAGAAGAUAGUCAAGUUAAACAAUUUUGACUUUGGAAGUAUAUCCGAGCCUGGUAGAUUCAAAGAAAAUGUACAGAAAUUCAUUCUAGAGAACGAAACCGCAGCAUUUUUUGUACCAGAAGAAAAACCGACAAAUGGGAAGUAUUUGCUGAAGUUCAAAACGUAUCCUUUCCAACUGUCAACGAAAGUUCAGCCAAUCUGUAUACAAAUAGAGAGGCCAUUCAUGAAUACUGGUGUUACUGUAUUUGGAUCAUCAUACACAUAUGAUGCAUUAUUUUUCAUGCUGUCCCCUCUUACCAAUUUCAAGAUACGAUUUCUGGAGUCGGUGGAGAGGAAGAGCCUUUCUGAUGAAGAAUUUUCGGAAGCUGUUAGGCAAAAGAUUGCUGCCUGUUUGAAGCAUCCAAAACUGUUUCGCCUGACAUACUUCAGCAAGCGUAAUACAGCUAUUCCCAUACUCGUAAGACUCAUGGGGUGUUAUUGUGGGGUCACUCAGCCAGCUCAUCAGAAGUGUUUGCUGCCCAGAGGACAUGCAUCAGGGUCAUCUUGAACACACCCUAUAGGAACGAUUGUAUGGAACAUUAUUUCUCUGGGUGUAAUAACACUACCUUGUGCGUACAUCCUGUACUGUGCCUGUUCCAUGAAAGCAAAAAUGUUGAUAACAAUGGCAGGGUCCUCCACAGCUAUGAUGCUAGAUACCGUAAAGAUAUGUCCAUACUCUACAGUAGGAUCGACAGAUCCAGGGAUGGGCAUAAUUAUUAUGGUAUCAAGUUCUUUAAUGCCCUCCUUGAGUCAGACUUUUGAGCAUUGCAUCGCUGAAGACCACGCUGUCAUCAUACCUAAAGCGGAAAGCUUGUUAUGCUAUUGAAACCUUUCUAGUCAAUGAAUCAUAUUGUUUAUGUUUUUUCUUUUUUACAUAUAUAUUUUAGUGUAAUUACGUGUGUUUUGAACUUGUUUGUUUUAUUUAGUAUUGAUGCUGA
Molecule: messenger RNA, 1596 nt
Organism: Acanthoscelides obtectus
Lineage: Eukaryota; Metazoa; Arthropoda; Insecta; Coleoptera; Chrysomelidae
Source: the annotation of a GenBank genome assembly